UGAAGAGAUGCAGUGCUCUGUAUAAUACCCUCGACUCAGUUGUUCUGACUUAUUUUCAAAGCACUCUAUCAAAACAGCGGAAAGUACACUUUUACAUUUUUUUAAAUUGACACCAGCAGAACAUUAAGCGUCGCUUGGAACUAUGAGUGAGAACAGUUCUUCUGAUCUUCCCAACAGCACCCAGGGCUCCACCACCAAUGAAAAAGCCCCUCAGGAGAAAGCGACGGACAACGCGGGAAAGCCCCCCACGCAAGCCCCUGAAGAAGAGAUCGACAUCGAUCUGGAGGCCCCCGAGACCGAGAAAGCAGCGCUGGCAAUACAGAAUCAGUUCAGACGCUUCCAGAAGAAAAAGAAGUAAAGGAUGAAAAAGAGUUUGGAGUGUGGAGGACCAAAACGGCUUCCACAACGUUCUGUACAGAAAGAGAGUUAAUAGGGCGGAGACAGAGGAGAGGGGAAAGUCAAGCGUGGGUGGGAAAUUAGGGGGCUUGAAAACAAAUGAAAGGCCUUUGGCAUCAACACGCUGGGCUGAUUAGAGUUUAGGAGAUAAGAAUAGAGAAGACAGGAUUUUCACUUUAAUACACAUCUUUUAUCUUCGCUUCUCUUUGUAUUCAUCUCUCUGCUUUCCUCUCCUCUUCAUAGACAUUAAUAUAGCUGGAAUGUUGGGUUUGGUCUUAUGCAUCCAUCAAGUAUAAUUUAAUAGCAAACGUUAUAAGUGAUGUAAGCGUAACAAAUCAAAGGCCGAAAAUGACCAAAUGUUGUAAGAUUGAUGAAUAGAUGAAAUAGGUUAAUUGAACUGAAUUCAUCAACGGCAGAUAAAGCACAAGUUGUUUAUUUGACAACAGUACACAAGAUUCAAAAUAACUUAACUAAAUGAACUUAUCAAUUAUCUUAUUUAUUUAUUUAUUUAUUUUAGUCAUAUCUUUAUUGACAUCUUGGACAGGAUUUCAUUAUAGACUUGUCAUGUUCAAGGUUUACUGGCAAACUUUGCCCAUUUUCAACCGUAAUUUACAUAACUAAGAACCUUUUUAAGAUAUUAUACUCACUUAAAUGUUAUUUAUUUUAAAUUGUAUUUUUUCUUUAUUGCCAAAGGUCUCAUGCAUUCAAUUUAUUGCUUCUUCAAUAGAAAAGCACAAGAAGAUUAAAUGAUGAAGAUGAUUCAAUCAAGAAAGUGUCACAUUUUGAUCUAUUUUAAGCGUCUCUUUCUCCUUCAACUAUAAUUAAAACAGUCUCCAAAGAUGUCUGAGAAUAGCACAAAAUAAUGAGAGCGCUCUAUAGACACUUAUCUCAGAGUUAAUGGGACGUCUGUAAUUGCAUUGAGACAGGUGGGAUAAAUACAACUCAAACAGUCAAAAUGAGUCUCUGUGUUAUUCUGUUAAUGUAGUAUUAAUGUUGUAUUAAGUAUGGAACAUUUACUGUCUAACAUACACAUUGUCUUGUACUGUACCUCUAUGUUUGUGUUUGUGUGUGUGUGCUUGGGUGAUCGAACCCACACAUGUUUUUUUGUCAGUGUGACUCAGUCUAAAACAUAUACUUCCACAAAAAAAACCUGAAUGUUAUGUCCCGAGGGCAGUAAGCAGUUACAUAAAGUAAAGUGCAUUAUAUAACAUUGCCUUUUUAUCAAAAGUAUGCUAUGUGCACAAAUGUAUAUUAUUUUUAACCCACAAUUUGAGUCAGACAGUAGAGUGUGCAGUGGUGCGUUACGUAAAAACGUGUUUGAGUUGGUCAUCUAAAGGGUAAAAAAAGAGAAAUUACUAGACGCUCCCACUCACUUCCAUCUAUUUAUAACCGUGAAUGGCGACCUCUGCAUGGUCAAACUGAGAAGAAGAACAUAGAGAAGUGACAGAUGAACUUUAAGGGGCAAUUCCAACGUUAUGGACGUGACAUGUUGAGUUAUGGAGGUGACAUAAAAAUACUCAGAGAAUGAAUUUGUUUCCAUUAUAUUGAACCAUCUUUUUAUAUUUUACUGAACCCUUGUUGACAGAGUCCAAAUAUAAAAAAAAAAAUGUCAGUCUAUGAAAAAAUAUAUUUAAAAAGAGGGAAAUAAAUAUGCGUUAUGGCUGUGACAAAAAAAGGAUGCGUUUUUUGGUAGACGAUAAACUUUGUAGGAUUUCUGUGCACAAUCCUGAAGCAAUAAUACUCAAUGAAUGGAGAAGGGAUGCCUCUUUAUAGACAUAAAAUAGUUACUUUAUAUUAAUUUUCAUGUGUGCAUUGAUGAGGAAUAUGUAGCGUCAUGGAUGUGACUAUCCUAAAAAUGGCACUAACAUGACUAUGAAAAAUCAUGUAAUAAAAAUAAAACAAACGCUUUACAAAUUUGAUCUCACAUGGGUAUUUGAACAAGCAAAUGUUCAAAUCUGUGCUGUUACCAUAGCAAAACCACCUGGUAAAAACUAACAAAAAAAACUUUUUGUGGUAUGGUUGACAUUUUCUGUGAAUUGCUCUAAGCGUAAAAGAGAUUUGAGGAAUGAAAAAUUUGGGCAACUAUUUAAAAAAAUGUAAAUGGGCAAUCG
Messenger RNA from Triplophysa dalaica, 2507 nucleotides. It is a transcript of the gene pcp4l1, whose product is annotated as Purkinje cell protein 4 like 1. Bases 143 to 358 code for a protein of 71 amino acids. Gene Ontology annotation, molecular function: protein binding. Lineage: Eukaryota; Metazoa; Chordata; Actinopteri; Cypriniformes; Nemacheilidae. The transcript has 3 exons. The record is from RefSeq and is a predicted model, not a curated record.